AUGGACGAAAUCACACCGGUCCCGGGCCCGGCCUCGAGCCAUGAGCAGCUCUCUGACCAUAGAAGAAAUUUCGAUGCUGUCGCUGCGCCAGCUUCGUUUGAAGACAUUUCUCGUGAUGUUCGAUCCGAAGAUGCUGUCCCCGACAGCCCCUUUGCUUUCUCAACAACACAGCUGCACAAGCUUCUGACAUACGGCAACCUUACUGCCCUCGAGGUAUUUGGCGGCCUUCGCGGCCUUGCCACUGGCCUCCGCGCAAACACAUCCGCUGGACUCAGCGCCGACGAAUUCCGUUUGACGGGCACACUCUCCUUUGACGAGGCUGUUAUGUCUGCUCGAGACAAUCGUGAACCCCAUAUUCAAGAGUCAUUGCCGCACAGGUCCAUCGGCCAGGGCCUCUCGCUUCGAAUCGGAGAAGAUCACGACAACAGCUUCAUCGAUCGCCGCCGCAUCUAUGGAGCCAACCGCUUACCCCGACGACCGCAAAAAUCGUUCCUCAGGCUCAUGUGGAUUGCCUUCAAUGACAAGCUCCUCAUCCUGCUUACAAUCUCGGCCUGUAUUUCUCUUGCCAUUGGCAUCUACCGGUCCGUCGACAACAUAACCAAAGACUCAAACAUCGAGUGGGUAGACGGUGUCACCGUUGUUGUUGCCAUUCUUGUCAUUGUCUUUGCGAGCGCUGCCACUGACUGGCAAAAAAACCACAAAUUCGAGAAACUCAAUCAACGCAAAUUGCAAAGAGAUGUUGCUGUCAUGCGCCAGGGCAGGAUACAGCAUGUCUCCGUUUACGAUGUCAUGGUCGGCGACGUUCUGCACGUCGAAGCGGGCGAGGUCCUUGCCGCCGACGGAGUCCUCAUCCAAGGUUCUGGCCUGCAUGUGGACGAAUCAUCCGUCUCUGGUGAAACUGAACUUGUCCACAAAACCCUUGCCAACGACCACGACCCUAUCCACGCCACCCAUGCCGACCCUUUCCUCUUCAGCGGCACCACCAUCUGCCGUGGCGUCAGCCAAUACCUCGUCACUUCGGUUGGCGCCAACUCUACAUACGGACGAACGCUUGUCUCGCUGCGAGAGGAUAUUGAGGAAACCCCUCUGCAAGCCAGACUUGGCCGACUUGGCAAACAGCUUAUUAUCUUUGGUGCUGCCGCUGGCUCCGUCUUCUUCCUCAUCCUCUUCAUUCGUUUCAUGGCCAACCUUAUCUUUUUAUUUUCUUUUGUUUUAGCUUUUUUUCUCGUCAUCUGGCUGCAUCUCUUUGUUGUUUUGUCUUUUUGGCUUUCUAUGGACUUUCUCUUAAUGACGUCUGACAACUGUGUCUAUUUGUGA
Messenger RNA from Akanthomyces muscarius, 1317 nucleotides. RefSeq lists its product as uncharacterized. The transcript has 2 exons. Gene Ontology annotation, biological process: intracellular calcium ion homeostasis. NCBI's taxonomy places the organism in Eukaryota, Fungi, Ascomycota, Sordariomycetes, Hypocreales, Cordycipitaceae. Gene Ontology annotation, cellular component: intracellular membrane-bounded organelle. Gene Ontology annotation, molecular function: P-type calcium transporter activity. The record is from RefSeq and is a predicted model, not a curated record. The coding region runs from base 1 to 1317 and encodes 438 amino acids.